GUACGAAAGAGGUUAUUAAGGUUAUGUAUGUUAUUGUUGAUGUGUAGGGAUUCUUAUUUUCGUACAUGGUGUUUAAGAAUUAAGUAUUCUACCGAAUUGCUAGACGCAGAAGUAAAAAUGUACGAUGUUUGGAUGUGUACUAAAAAUUAAAAAAUAAAAAUCGAAUCAAUGUCUGCUCAAUUAAAAAAAAUAGUAAUUGUGAGAACAAUGUCUGAAGAUUUAUCAGGUGUCAAUAUCAUUAUAAUAAUAGGUUUAGGUGUCUUAACUUUUAUAAUAUUAUUCAUUUUUGCCAAACGUCAGAUAAUGCGAUUUGCUUUACGAUCACGUCGAGGUCCGCAUGUUCCAAUUGGUCAUGAUGCGAAAAAGCUGAUUAGACGUGAAAUAGAUAGAAGAAUAGAUUUAAUUCCUCGUAUAAUUUGUGAGCCUCAACUUUUACAUAACACAGACUCGAGAUACAUUUUAUACCCAGGUCAACAAAUUCCUGCCCAUUACUAUCGUUUAAAAGCAGUGGAUGAUGUCAAACUGUUAGAAACUGAAAUAAGCCGACAAGAUCAUUGUUUAGUAAGGUAUCCAAAUGAUAACCUCCGUGCAUAUUUACUGACUGCAUUGGCAGCACCAUUGAAUGGCACUGGGCAAAGGAUUAUACACCAAUUUUGUGAUUUAUACGAUCACGCUCGGCAUGAUCCCAAUCAUUUUGGAGAUGAAGAAUACCAAGCGUACAAUAGGUUACUCUUGAAACUUUUAGAUGCGGCAAAGCUGCUCAAAUCAUUUAACGGUAGCCGCAAAUCGUCUCCAAACCGCACUCCUCAUAAAGUAAAACAUCACAAUCAGGAGAAAACACGAAGCUUAGAUCCGUCACGUUUACGACCCAUUGAAGAUGAGAUUCUCUGCAUUUCGGAACACAUCGAGUCUAGACCAACUUCACUGUCCCUUUCUACUCAUUUGUCAGAUAAUGAAACAUCAGUAUAACAUUAAAUGUAUUAGAUGUUAGAUGUCGCACUUUGCUCUCUAUUGAAAUAUUGCUCUUCACUCAACUCAAAAGUCCAAGUGUUCCGAUAUACCUACCUACAUAAGUCACUGUGUUGCAAAUGGAGUAGUAUAGAUGCUUUUGUGAUUUUGUUAAUGUUUGUUAUAAAACAAAGUAUUAAACCAUACACCUUAUUUAGGAUC
Molecule: messenger RNA, 1170 nt
Organism: Photinus pyralis (common eastern firefly)
Lineage: Eukaryota; Metazoa; Arthropoda; Insecta; Coleoptera; Lampyridae
Exons: 4
Coding region: 169-969 (266 amino acids)
Source: RefSeq, a predicted model, not a curated record